Durusdinium trenchii is the source of this 3282-nucleotide messenger RNA. Lineage: Eukaryota; Dinophyceae; Suessiales; Symbiodiniaceae. The record is from the annotation of a GenBank genome assembly.
AUGGCUCUUGAAGUGAAACAAGAGGUCAAAUUGAAUGAAGCUGAGCAGCCUGCCCAGCCAGUAAGUCCAAAAUCCACAGCAGCUGACAGUGCAAUGCUGCACUUUGAAGAGGCCGUUUUGCCAGAGGUGGACAGUACUGGCAUUGAGCCGUUCAAAGAAAGUGUCUUGAAGGCUUUGCAGGAAGUGCUGGACCGUUUUGGGUCUGUAACCAAUUUCCUGCAGCAGCACCAUGGCUCCCCAAGAGAGAUGCAGCAGUUGGCCAAUAGCCUGCAUCACUUGUGCCAAGAAGGAUGGACUGAGUGGAAGGUGGACGCCGCCGCUUUGACAGCUUGCUCGCCUGAGUUGAGGGACGCUCCAAGUAUCCAGCUUCCUUUGGCAGCCUUUGGUUUUGGACCAAUGUGCAGUGUGAGGUCUGUGCCUGACAACCACACUGUUCUUGAGAUUGCCGAGAGCAUCUUGAACGAUGGUUUCAUGUCCACGAAUCAGCCAGUCAUGGCUAUGCAAAGCGCUGACAUCUUGCAAAGUGCAAACAUUGCAGGUGUUCACCCACCAUGGACUGGCAAGCUUUUGCCAUUCUCAGUUGGAUUUUCCAAAGGGAGAACGCGCAUCCAUGCUCUCUUGGCCAUCGCCACCAUUGUUUUUGACAAUGGAAUCGAUCUGAAGAAGGUUCAUCCCCAGCUGGCCAAGUCGAUGACUUGCAUUCAUGUGCAAGUGUUGGAGCACGCAUCAAAACAGCAGGAACUUAUCUACAACUUCAAGGAAUCCAGCCGUGGCUCAUUGAGGAAGCCGCCAAGUAUCAUGACUUGGGCGCAAUCGAUCAAGCAGCUGAGAGAUCAAGGGGCAGAAGUUGAUUUGCCUAUGAUUAUCAAGAAGUUCAAUGCCGGGACCAACAAAUCCCUGCAACUUGUAGGGGCCAAGGCAGUGUCAGUGCGGAACUUGUUGGAAUCUGUUCCAUCAGAAGCCCUUGCAGUGGUUGAAGGGCAUGUUCAAAAGCUUGGAUGGGCAAGCAGCUGCUUUUCUGAUGAUUGCCUCAGCUCAAAGCGCAUCCUCCCGACUUAUGUGUUCAGGCAUCAAUGUGGUGGAUGUUGGUCCAAACUUGGCAAGAUGUCUGAUGAGGCUACAUUGUUGCUUUUCCGACAUGUCAUUGCUCUGUUUGAAAGCAGCCCUCCAGGGGCCAGAAGAACCUUCACCAAAGAUGAGUUGGAGUCCAAGGCUGAGGAAGCGGCUUUCAUCAUCAAUGCCGGCAUGUUGGCGCAAUCGGAGGUUCCCUUUUCAGAUGACCUUUUGAAGGAGAAGUGGCUAGAUCCCUAUGCUGCUGCCGAUGCCACUUUGGUUUUGGAAGUUCAGUGCACUCUUGGCCAGAAAGAUCCUCAGAUGGACUGCCAUGCGACCAACCGGCCAGUCGGUGACACUGGGUCUGAAUCUGUGCACAUUGCCAACCUCGAGGCAGAUGCCUUUGAGUUGCUCAAGAAGAGAAUUGAGUAUGAUUUGAAAUGCCUGAAGGCUUACCGCUCGAAAUUAGAAAGCCAUGAAACAGCAGAGUUUCAUGCCCAGCUGACACACCGGAAGAAUGCUUACGAUGCUUCUGUGACAGCUGCAAAGAAGCUAUUGGCCGCCAAUGUGAAAGUGCUCACCACCAACCAGCUGCGCACUGUCAUGCAGGACUACAACAACUUUGUGGACCAGUUUUGCAAGGCCUAUGGUUUGCGCAAGGAUGCAGUCACUAUAUCCUUCUUGAACUGGUCUGCCUUAUGCCGGGUGAACAACGAGAGGCAUGAUGCGCGUGACACCCGCCCUCUCAAUUACCAUGGGAGGGUAUUGUCUUCAUUGAGCCUCACCGAGAAGGAUUGGGCCUUCAAGAAUUCCAGCAUUGUCCGCAAUCAGCGCUGCGAGGCUGCAGAUCAACUACCAUCGGCUCAGAUGAUCUUUGUAGAAGACAUGCAGCCCGACGCCAUGCCAUGUACAACAGACCUUGACGGGUUGGUCUCUGGCGCAAAGAAAUUUGAGCAAAUGGGAAGUUCUGCUUACGCUCGCAUGCUGCAAGCGUGUCUCGAUGGAGCAAACAUUCCUCCCAAGGGCGGUGUGAUUGUCCUGGAUGCAUCAUUGUCAGUUGGAGACUGUUUUGAUGCUUGGAUGGAUGUGAAGGGUGAUUGGCAGAUCCCCAGUGCCUACAUUGGUCUUGCAGAAGAUGCUGUGGUGGGUGAAUGGUUCACAAGAACUCGUGAACAAACUUUGGCCAAGAAGCACAUGAACGGGGACAUCUCAAUUCCUGGCUGUCCUCGAGUUGAGGCCGAUUUGCCUGAGGAGCACAAGCACCAGACGCCUCCUGUUCCUACUUUGAGUGUCCUGCAGCCAAUUGGCCCCAACAAGACCUACCCUGGCAUUCCGGAGUCGUUGACCAAGGACAAGACUGAAUGGGGUGCCCACCCUGUGUUUGGGGAUGAGUUCCGUGCAAUCAUGGACAAGAUCAUUGAAGAGUAUGGUGCGCCCCCAGCUGCUGAUCAAACCAGUGAUGGCAAAGGUCAGGGAAAGGGCAGAGUCAAGCAGGAGAAAAAGAGGCAUGGUGAGGGAGAUGGCCCUGCCAACAAACGCUUGAAGGGUGUUCAACUUGGUGGUGGUGGCUCUGUCAAGCAGAUUCCGCUUGCUGAGAUCGGUUCUGAGCACGUUUUACUGGAGACAGACAUGGUCAACCAGAAGUGCAAAGGCCUCAAACUCCACAUCAAGCUGGGGCAGAAGAUCUACAUCAUCAACGCAAGUGCUGCGCCUUGCAAGCUGCCUUCUGGCUACAUCGUGGCAGGCUUUGGGAAGGGCAGUUACAAGCAGAAGACGCACGGGGAGACUGCAAAGGACAAAGAAGUGUCCUAUGCAAUUGGACCAAAUUCCUUGGUCUUGCAGGGAGCAACAUUGACCAAUGUGAAGACCAUGGUCAACACAAAACAACAGCAGGACCCCUGCGCCCAGAUUGCUUACUAUGAGAUCUCAGAGGCAGCCAACACGGAUGACCCUGAAAUGUUUGAGAUGAAGAACACAGUGCCUCUUGUCUUUGUUCCCACUGGCCAGUUGAAGGCAAAGACAGAGACUGGGGAGGAAGGGACUGAAGUGCUUUCUGCUGACCAAGUGUCAGCCGCCCGCCUUCUUCCUGUUGCCGCCUGGGAGCAACGCAGCCUGUGCUCAUUGGUCUGGUGUGUGAGGUGGGCCCCUCAAGGAUUGAUGCCUGUCCGACCGGUUGUGGCAUUGCAUCGCGAGGUGGUGAUUGAGCCUUCGCACGGCGUUGCUUUGUGA